AUGAACCGCCAAGUCGUCGUCCCCCACCGUAAUGCGCUCCUCUCCUCGACAUCCCUCGCAACCACCCUCCUAGUCCUUACGCUCGCCUUUGCGUCCCUGGCAAAUGCCUACACCGAAAUGUCCGAGGCCUUUCUCAAGGCCAUUCCACUCGACCACGGCGACUUUGACAUACUCAACCAGCGCGGCCUGCUAGCGCCCAUCCUGAUCCCCCGCGUGCCCGGCACGCCGGGACAGGAGCAGGCCCAACAGCACAUCACUUCCUUCUUUGCGCGCGAGCUGCCCAAAUGGAACGUGUCGUGGCAGAACUCGACCGGCACGACGCCCGUGACGGGCAACAAGCAGGUGCCGUUCCAAAACAUCAUUGUGCGCCGCGAUCCGCCCUGGACAAAGCCCGGGCAGGCAAACUACCUGACGCUGGUGGCGCACUACGACUCCAAGAUAUCCCCGGAGGGCUUCAUCGGAGCUACCGACAGCGCGGUGCCGUGCGCCAUCCUCAUGUACGUGGCCAAAAGUAUCGACAAGUACCUAACGCAGAUGCACGACGAAAUGGCCGCGCUGGGCGAGGGCGGUACCAUACCCCAGGACAUGGCCGUCCAACUGCUUUUCCUGGAUGGGGAGGAGGCGUUUGCGACGUGGACGGAGACAGAUUCAGUUUAUGGCGCCAGGGCCCUGGCAAGCCAUUGGGAGCAGUCGGUCAACCCGGCCAUGUCCUUUUAUAAAAACCCCCUUGACCAGAUCAGCCUCUUUGUGUUGCUGGACCUGCUUGGCUCAGCAAAUCCAUCGGUGCCGUCUUACUUCCAGACGACACAUUGGGCGUACAAACACAUGGCGAUGGUCGAGACGCGCAUGCGCAACUUUAGCAUGUUAGAGUCGGUUCCUGUCAAGCCUUUCUUGCCCGAGUCUGGCAAGACUAAGUUUUUGCCUGGCGGGAUUGGUGAUGAUCACGUCCCCUUUUUGCAAAAGGGAGUCGAAGUCCUGCACAUCAUCCCCAGCCCGUUCCCGGACGUAUGGCAUCGCAUGGAGGAUGACGGCGCACAUCUCGACAUGGCGACGGUCAGGGAUUGGGCGAGGAUUACGACGGGGUUUGUGAUGGAGUGGUUAGACAUGAUGGAGGUUGCGCCAAAAGGUGCAGGGGGCGAGGCUACGUGA
Messenger RNA from Pyricularia pennisetigena, 1149 nucleotides. RefSeq lists its product as uncharacterized. NCBI's taxonomy places the organism in Eukaryota, Fungi, Ascomycota, Sordariomycetes, Magnaporthales, Pyriculariaceae. The record is from RefSeq and is a predicted model, not a curated record. Gene Ontology annotation, molecular function: zinc ion binding; glutaminyl-peptide cyclotransferase activity. The coding region runs from base 1 to 1149 and encodes 382 amino acids. The transcript has 2 exons.